This is a messenger RNA of Cyphellophora europaea CBS 101466, 966 nucleotides long. RefSeq names its product glutamine synthetase. The coding region runs from base 1 to 966 and encodes 321 amino acids. The record is from RefSeq and is a predicted model, not a curated record. Gene Ontology annotation, molecular function: glutamine synthetase activity. The transcript is spliced from 3 exons. Lineage: Eukaryota; Fungi; Ascomycota; Eurotiomycetes; Chaetothyriales; Cyphellophoraceae. Gene Ontology annotation, cellular component: cytoplasm.
AUGAAGAAACCUGGCAGUGUGGAGGAUCUUCCCGAAUGGAAUUUCGAUGGCUCUUCUACCGGCCAAGCUCCCGGCGAUAACUCCGAUGUCUACAUCCGCCCCGUUGCCAUGUACCCCGACCCCAUCAGACUGGGCGACAACGUCCUGGUCAUGUGCGAGACCUGGGACCCAGAUGGAACUCCCAACAAGUCCAACUUCCGUCACGACGCAGCCCGUCUCAUGGAAGCAAACAAGGACCACCACGUUUGGUUCGGUCUUGAGCAAGAAUACACUCUCCUGAGUGAAUCCGGUUGGCCAUACGGCUGGCCCGCUGGUGGCUUCCCCGGUCCUCAGGGCCCAUACUACUGCGGUGUCGGCACUGGCCGUGUCUACUGCCGUGACAUCGUCGAGGCGCACCACAAGGCCUGCAUCUACGCCGGCAUCAACAUUUCCGGCACCAACGCCGAAGUCAUGCCCGCUCAGUGGGAGUACCAGGUCGGUCCCUGCGAGGGUAUUGACCUCGGUGACCAACUCUGGGUUUCCCGAUGGCUCCUGCACCGCAUUGCCGAGGAGUUUGGCGCCAAGGUGUCAUUCCAGCCCAAGCCAAUCCCCGGUGACUGGAACGGUGCCGGUCUCCACACCAACGUCUCUUCCUCGGAAAUGCGUGAGGAGGGCGGUAUGAAGCACAUCGAGGCUGCCAUGAAGAAACUCGAGCAGCGUCACAUUGAGCACAUCAAGGUUUACGGUGAAGGAAACGAGCUCCGCAUGACUGGUGCGCACGAGACCAGCAGCAUCGACAAGUUCACUUGGGGUGUUGCCAACCGUGGCUCGUCCGUCCGAAUUCCCCGUCAAUGUGCUAAGGAGGGCAAGGGUUAUGUAAGUUCUGAUUCUCCCUUCGACAGGCGCCCGGCGUCGAACGCUGAUCCCUACCAGAUCACCGGCAUCAUCGUUGAGACAAUCUACGGAUCUCUGCCCGAGGAGAAGUAG